This is a messenger RNA of Pocillopora meandrina, 525 nucleotides long. NCBI's taxonomy places the organism in Eukaryota, Metazoa, Cnidaria, Anthozoa, Scleractinia, Pocilloporidae. The record is from the annotation of a GenBank genome assembly.
UCGAAACCACUUUUAACGUGUUCAGGAUUAGUUAUUUCGGAAAAAGAAGGAGACGGGCAGUAUACUAGCGGGGUUCUCCUUAAUGCACUUUCUGCAUUUUGGAACUCUUUUUAUGAUUUUUGCACUAGUGGCAAAGACGAGAGAGUUCUAGUCAUCAGGCACGACUUGCAGGUUGCUGAGUGGCAAGCCAUAGUCAGAACAACUGUCAAAAGGUAUCAACAAGUUGGUUUAAUUCCAAUUAAAUUAGGCGAAGCCUUUACAACAGCCUUUCUUUUUGGCGAAGAAGCUGUAAAAGAAUAUCUUUUGUUGGAAUCCUUCCUAGCAUACCUCACUAGUGACGAAAGAGAACUGGUUAACCUCUCUCUGAAUGGGAAGCUGGACAAAGAAAAGGAAAACGAAUGGCUAAAUCUUCUGGAACGUUUUAACUGUGAGACUGUUCCCAAAGCAAAACAAGUCAAAGAUGUCGUCUUGGAGAUUGCCCACAAAGAGUUCAUUCAAACUCCAAGAUAUAUUGUAGACAGCUGA